Messenger RNA from Menidia menidia (Atlantic silverside), 1323 nucleotides. The record is from the annotation of a GenBank genome assembly. NCBI's taxonomy places the organism in Eukaryota, Metazoa, Chordata, Actinopteri, Atheriniformes, Atherinopsidae.
CUGUUUCUCUUAGAUAUAGAAAUCAUCAUGACAGAGAAUCCAGCAUUCCACAGCACCUUGGAUGACCUAAGCCCUUCCAAUUCCUCAACACUGACCAACCAGAACAUCACCUAUGUGGAUUUCUACCUCCACAAACCCUCCGUGGCCACGGUCUUCACCGUGUCCUACCUGCUUAUCUUUGUUGUCUGCAUGUUGGGCAAUGGCGUGGUCUGUUUCAUUGUGCUGCGCAGCAAAAACAUGCACACGGUCACCAAUCUAUUCAUCCUGAACCUUGCCAUCAGUGACCUGCUGGUUGGCAUCUUUUGCAUGCCCACCACGCUGGUGGACAACAUCAUAACAGGAUGGCCAUUCGGUAGGAUUGUAUGCAAGCUAAGUGGGAUGGUUCAAGGAAUAUCUGUUUCUGCGUCCGUGUUCACUCUAGUUGCAAUAGCUAUUGACAGGUUCCGCUGCAUUGUCUACCCUUUCAAGCAGAAGCUAACCAUUGGCACCUCAAAGCUAAUAAUCAUCAUCAUAUGGGUCAUGGCUGUCUUCAUCAUGUGUCCGUCAGGGGUCAUGCUCCAGGUCACAAAGGAGCAGACUGUGCGAAUAGUCGCUGGCCCCAAGAGCGACACCCGUCCUUUCUACUGGUGCCGUGAGAACUGGCCCAGUCAGGAGAUGCGGAAAAUCUACACCACCGUCCUUUUUGCAAACAUCUACCUCGCUCCUCUCAGCCUCAUUGUGAUUAUGUAUGCCCGAAUUGGCUUUGUCCUAUUUAAGACCGCUCUUCCUCCCACAAGGGGCGGCAGAGCUGUACCUGGAGAGGGAAUUGACAACAAUAAAUUAAGUGUGGAUAGUCGUCACACAAUCUCAAGGAAGAAAAAGCGCGUGAUAAUGAUGCUUCUGGUUGUCGCUCUGCUAUUCAUCUUGUCUUGGCUACCUCUGUGGACGCUGAUGAUGCUGAGCGACUACGCCAGCCUGACAGAGCACCAAUACCGCAUCAUUAAUAUUUACGUGUAUCCCUUAGCUCACUGGUUAGCCUUCUUCAACAGCAGCGUCAACCCCAUUAUCUAUGGCUUCUUCAAUGAGAACUUCCGCAGAGGCUUUCAGGCGGCUUUCAAAUUCCAGCUGUGCUCCGUCGACAUCGUGCGCCAGAGGACCAUCUCCCAUCGGAUCAGAGGAAACGCUGUGCUCCCAGUUCAGCGCGCCAACCACAGCAGAUCAGGCUCAAGAGUGGGAUCGGUGCGAAUAGGAAAUGGAAAGGAGGGUGACUCUUUCGCUGAUAGAAAAGAUGUAAACAAACAGGAUUUGAUCUUGGAAGACCUGGAAAAUGUGUCUCAGAUUUAA